AUGUCCGAAGAUUCCCUCCUCUCCCAACUCUGCAAUAUCUGCCACAUCAAUACCCCCAAAUACCGCUGUCCCCGCUGCUCCAUCCGCACAUGCUCCCUGCCUUGCACCCGGAAACACAAAACCUGGUCCUCAUGCACCGGCGUCCGCGAUCCAGCAGCAUACCUAACCCGCUCCCAACUCGCGACGGAGGUAUCGUUUGAUCGUGACUUUAAUUUCAUCACGGGCAUUGAGCGGAGUUUGGAACGUGCGGAGCGAGACGCGGAGAAUAGAGGGAUUGAGUUGGAGCAUGAGUAUAUGCUCAAGACUACUGCCGAGAAUGGUGGGAAGAAAAGGAAAAGAGGGGAUAAGAAUGCCAAUGCGGCGCCGAGGAUGGUGAAAGGUGAACUUGGGUUUGUGCGUGCUGCUGCAGAGGCUGGUGUUAAGCUUGUGCGUGCUCCUGGGGGAUUAUCGAGGAGGAAGAUGAAUCAUUCCAGGGUCCAUCCUAAACAUAAAUGCCUAAACUGGAGCGUGGAAUGGAUUGUGCCAGCUACCGGACAGACGAUUGUCAGACCUUGUCUGGAGACUACGCCGUUGAAAGAAGCCUACGAUCGAGUCUUCCCUAUUUCAAAUAGUGACCGUAACAAUAUACCUACGGACGAGCAACAGUCCUCUACAGAAAAAGCGAACAAUUCCCACCGCAACGUCUACUUAUACCUCCAUCGUCAUCGAGCGGCUACAAUAAAUAUUGUCCUGGUACCGCUAGAACCAUCAGCGACUUUACGCGAUGUUCUUCGUGGGAAAAGCGUGCUUGAGUUUCCGAGUAUAUUUGUUUUGAAAGGUGAUUUGCGUCAGCUGGAAACAGAUACGGAGGGUGGUGUGGCGAUGUCAGGGGUAUCUGGUAAGAGGAGGUUUAUCUUGGAAGAGGUUUAUUUGAAGGAUCGUCCGGGUGAAGUUGAGGAUGAGGAUGAGAAUAGUGGGAAUGGAGAUGAAGAGGAGGAGGAUUAUACAAGUAGUGAGGGUUCGUCGAGUGAGGAGUCUAGUGACGAGGAUGAAUCUGAGGACGGAAACGAGAACGAAGACGAAGCUGAAGUUGCGGCUGGAAGAAACGAAACCCAGGAUGAAUCGCUCGUGGAUCAUAGCGUGAUACUUCCCUAGCAUAUCCCAAACACGA
Talaromyces stipitatus ATCC 10500 is the source of this 1150-nucleotide messenger RNA. Its product is annotated as HIT finger domain protein, putative. The coding region runs from base 1 to 1134 and encodes 377 amino acids. The transcript is spliced from 3 exons. Gene Ontology annotation, cellular component: nucleus; pre-snoRNP complex. The record is from RefSeq and is a predicted model, not a curated record. Lineage: Eukaryota; Fungi; Ascomycota; Eurotiomycetes; Eurotiales; Trichocomaceae. Gene Ontology annotation, biological process: maturation of LSU-rRNA from tricistronic rRNA transcript (SSU-rRNA, 5.8S rRNA, LSU-rRNA); snoRNA localization; box C/D snoRNP assembly.